Messenger RNA from Acanthosepion pharaonis, 1203 nucleotides. Lineage: Eukaryota; Metazoa; Mollusca; Cephalopoda; Sepiida; Sepiidae. The record is from the annotation of a GenBank genome assembly.
AUGUCUCCAGAAGAAACCAAAGGCGACGAAGCUUCCGCAGCGCGCAAUCCCGAAUGCAAUCAUUCGUUUCCCGUUGCUUAUUUGCUGCCUUGUCUAUUUUUGCCGGUGUUCGCCUUGCACCGGUGCGAAACGGCGCUCGCUUCGGCGAUGGACAAUGUGUAUAUCUAUCUAUCUAUUUAUCUAUCUAUCUAUCUAUCUAUCUAUCUAUCUAUCUAUAUAUAUAUAUAUAUAUAUAUAUCAGUCUAUUUAUAUCUAUCUAAUUACUAUAGGAUUCUCCAUUAUCUAUCUCAAUCUGUUACUGUCUAUCUAACUUUCUAUCUAUCUAUGUAUCUCAUACUGUUGCCAUCUAUCUAUCUAUCUAUCUAUCUAUCUAUCUAUCUAUCUAUCUAUCUAUGUAUCUCAUACUGUUGCUAUCUAUCUAUCUAUGUAUUUCAUACUGUUGCUAUCUAUCUAUCUAUCUAUCUAUAUAUAUAUCUAUCUAUCUAUCUAUCUAUCUAUAUAUAUAUAUAUAUAUAUAUAUAUAUAUAUAUAUAUAUAUAUCAAUUCCUCAUAUCUAUCUAUCUAUCUAUCUAUCUAUCUAUCUAUCUAUCUAUCUACAUUAAUGAAAUAAUCCAACGCCAAAUAUCUAUCUAUCUAUCUAUCUAUCUAUCUAUCUAUCGUUAUAUCUUUUUGUGGUGUCUAUCUAUCUAUCUUCUGUCUAUCUAUCUAUCUAUCUAUCUAUCUAUCUAUCUAUCUAUCUAUCUAUCUAUCGUUAUAUGGUCUUACUCUAUUUGUCUAUUGAUCUAUCGUCUGUCUGCAUCUUUUUCUGUAGUUGUCCAUAUCUAUCUAUCUAUCUAUCUAUCUAUCUAUCUAUCUAUCUAUCUAUCUAUCUAUCUAUCUAUCUAUAACUGUCAUUGUCUGUCUGCCUGGCUGAUUAUUGUUUUGUCCCCAUCGUUGUCUCUUUGUUUAUCUAUCUAUCUAUCUAUCUAUAUCUAUCUAUUAUCUAUCUAUCUAUCUAUCUAUCGUUAUAUGAUGUCCAUAUCUAUCUAUCUAUCUAUCUAUCUAUCUAUCUAUCUAUCUAUCUAUAACUAUGUCCAUAUCUAUCUAUCUAUCUAUCUAUCUAUCUAUCUAUCUAUCUAUCUAUCUAUCUAUCUAUCUAUAACUCUAGAUAGCUACCGUUGCCGAUCUACCUACUUACCUAUCUAUCUAUCUAUCUAUCUAUAA